Penicillium atrosanguineum is the source of this 708-nucleotide messenger RNA. RefSeq names its product putative 26S proteasome non-ATPase regulatory subunit Nas2. The coding region runs from base 1 to 708 and encodes 235 amino acids. Gene Ontology annotation, molecular function: protein binding. Lineage: Eukaryota; Fungi; Ascomycota; Eurotiomycetes; Eurotiales; Aspergillaceae. The record is from RefSeq and is a predicted model, not a curated record. The transcript is spliced from 4 exons. Gene Ontology annotation, biological process: proteasome regulatory particle assembly. Gene Ontology annotation, cellular component: cytoplasm; nucleus.
AUGGACGAUAUUCACGCCCCAACUGUCGCCUCCGGGCCCUCAUCCGGCCAUUCUGCCCGCGAUGUAUCGAAGUUGUCGAUGCCCGAACUCAUGCAAGAGAAGGAACGGAUCGAGACGGAGCUGUCUGCGCUGAGCAGCGUUCUCAACUCGCAUGGAGUGACCAUGAGGUCGACCCUCACCACCUUCGACGGUUACCCGCGCGACGAUAUCGACAUUGCUCAAGUUCGAACAACGCGAGUACGAAUCAUCCACCUCAGAAAUGACCACAAAGAGGUCAUGACACAUAUUGAGAAGGGCCUGCACGAUCACUUUGCCCGACUCCAGAAUACGCCAGGCACCACCACGAACGGUACAAGUGUGCCAUCCUCUGCGCCGACCUCCGUCACGGACAACAGUAUUGCAGAUGCUGGCAUACUGGGCACACCAUUUGCUCGCGUCAAUAGCGUAGAGCCUGGCAGCCCAGCACAUCAGGCAGGUCUGAAGACGGGAGAUCUAGUUCGAGGCUUUGGCAGUGUGCACUGGUUGAAUCACGAGCGCCUUUCAAAGGUUGCGGAGGCGGUACAACAGAACGAAGGGCGUCCUCUGUCGGUCAAGGUGGCACGAAAGAAUGAGAGUGGAUCGGGCACAGCGGAGUUGGAUCUACAACUCACUCCGCGGCGCAACUGGGGAGGCCGGGGCCUUCUGGGAUGCCAUCUGGUGCCAUUAUGA